UAACUGCACUACAGACAGACCAAUUACAGCAACAUGAAGCCAUGACCGUACUUCACACCUCCAGUUUCAUUUCUCAACAGCUGCUUUUAGAAUAAGUCUUCUUUUAAUGCUAGUCUUCUGGCUUUUUCUAGAAUUGGUCUGAAAGACAAGAGAUCUUGUUUCUAUUUGUCCAUGGAGUUCCCAUUUUUUCAUGGAAAGAUAUCAAGAAAAGCAUGUGAAGAACUGCUGUGCAAGAAAGGAAAGAAUGGUAGUUAUUUAAUACGAGAGAGUGAAAGUGUGGCUGGAGCCUUGUGUCUGUGUGUUUUCUUCGAAAAAGUCAUCUACACUUAUCGUAUCUUCAGGGAAUAUGAAGGAAAUUAUAAAAUACAGACUUCUGAAGGCGUUCCAGAAAAAGUCUUCAGAACGCUAAAGGAUUUAAUAUAUAACUAUGAAAAGCCAAACCAAGGGCUAGUCACAAAGCUUCGCUACCCAGUCAAGAAAACAAGCUCCUCACGAAGAAGCCAGAAGCUCAAGUUAGGAAAUGAUGACGUUUAUGAUGGUGAGAAGUCUAGUUUAGUCUGUCGUUUCAUUAAGACAACAAUUGCAUUGACAGAAAUUGAUGAAAGUGAUUAUGUUGAUGUCUUACCUUGAAUGAUCUGCAACCUGAUGAAUUGGAAAGACUCCAUCUUAGGCUGUGCCACAGCACAUCAACUGGAGAGAGUUAACAGUUGGACAUUCAAAGCUAUGUAUCUAUACCUCUGGAAUUAGUGCUUUUUGUAGAUUAACAGAGCAACUGCAUUUUACCCCAGUAGAUCCAGCUCAAAGUACUACGUAUUUUUUGUGCAUCAUUAAGAGAAUUAGUUUUCCUGACAUGUGGAUAAUUAUAUGGGGGAAAGGGUGUGCAUACUUAUUUGCUUGUGUAUUUUUUGGGGUUUUUUUUUAGCAAACUUUCCAAGAUGCCUAUUGCUGAAACAUACAGUCUGUUAUUUUAUAAAUCAUAUAUGUAAAGACAGCUGUCAAGUAGAUGGGGCGAGGCUCUCUUCAGUGGUGUCUAGCAACAGGACAAGGGACAAUGGGCACAAACUGGAACAUGGAAAGUUCCAUAUGAACAUGAGGGAGAUCUUUUACACUUUGAGGGUGACAGAGAACUGGCACACGCCGCCCAGAGAGGCAGGUUUCUUUUCAGGAGAUAUUCAAGACUUGUCUGGAUGCUUUCUUGUGCAACCAGCUGUAGAGAAGUGCUUUAGCUGGGGUUUGGACUCAUGGGUGUCCAACCUUUUGGAGUGCUUGGGCCACAGUGAGUGAAGAGGAAUUGUCUUGGGCCACAUGUAAAAUAUAUAAUAUAGUUAAUUUAUAUAAAU
Molecule: messenger RNA, 1340 nt
Organism: Tympanuchus pallidicinctus (lesser prairie-chicken)
Lineage: Eukaryota; Metazoa; Chordata; Aves; Galliformes; Phasianidae
Gene: SH2D1B
Product: SH2 domain containing 1B
Exons: 4
Coding region: 172-630 (152 amino acids)
Source: RefSeq, a predicted model, not a curated record